CGCUUGCCAAAACCAUUACCAGUAUUAAACUUAUUUGCGAGUCAGCAGACCACCUCUCAACUCUCCAAGUCAUUCCCCCACUGUCGGAAGAUCACCCCGUCUAUAAAACGACGAAAGCGAAGGCCUCCGUCACCGCGGAACUUCGCACGUGCCGAGGGGUUCUAGAAGGAGAGGAAUGUGGAAGCUCGCACGUGCGGCCUGCAACCUUCGUCAGCUGCGGCGAUACUCCGCUGCGAUGCCUGGACCUUGCAUCGUCCACAAGCGAGGAACUGAUAUUCUUCAUGAUCCUUGGUUUAACAAGGAUACGGGUUUCCCCCUGACAGAAAGGGAUCGGCUAGGACUGCGAGGCCUACUACCCCCAAGAAUUAUAUCAUUCGAGCAACAAUAUGAGCGUUUUAUGAAUUCAUAUCACUCACUGGAGAAUAACACUCGAGGCGAACCUGACAGUGUUGUAUCCUUAGCGAAAUGGAGGAUCCUAAACAGACUACAUGACAGAAAUGAGACUUUGUAUUACAGGGUACUUAUUGAUAAUAUCAAAGAUUUUGCACCUAUAAUAUACACUCCAACUGUAGGCUUGGUGUGUGAAAAUUAUGGAGGCUUAUUUAGACGUCCCCGUGGAAUGUAUUUCAGUGGAAAAGAUAAAGGGGAGAUGAUGUCUAUGAUCUACAAUUGGCCAUCACAAAAGGUCGACAUGAUAGUGGUGACAGAUGGGAGCCGCAUAUUGGGCCUUGGGGACCUUGGAGUUCAGGGUAUUGGAAUACCCAUAGGAAAACUUGAUAUGUAUGUUGCUGCUGCUGGCAUCAAUUCACAAAGAAUACUCCCUGUUAUGCUUGAUGUUGGUACCAACAACCAAAAGCUUCUAGAAGAUAAUCUUUAUUUAGGAUUACGGCAGCCAAGGCUGGAAGGAAAUGAGUAUUUAUCUAUUGUCGAUGAAUUCAUGGAAGCUGCACAUACACGUUGGCCCAAGGCAGUCAUACAGUUCGAAGACUUCCAAAUGAAAUGGGCAUUUGAAACUCUUCAGCGAUAUCGGAGAAGGUUUUGCAUGUUCAAUGAUGACAUACAGGGAACAGCUGGUGUUGCUCUUGCCGGGUUGCUUGGAGCAGUGAGAGCCCAAGGUCGUCCUUUGAAGGACUUUGUCAAGCAGAAAAUUGUAGUAGUAGGAGCUGGGAGUGCAGGGAUAGGGGUGCUUAACAUGGCUAAACAUGCAGCUUUGAGAAUGACUGGGUCAAGUGAAGAUAAUGAAACUCAUAACCAGUUCUGGCUACUUGACAAAGAUGGUCUUAUCACAAAAGACAGAAGGAACCUUGAUCCAGCAGCUGCUCCUUUUGCUAGAGGCUUUGGUAAAGGAGAGGUUGAGGGACUUCAGGAGGGUGCUUCACUCCUUGAAGUGGUUGAAAAAGUGAAGCCCCACGUGAUUUUAGGAUUAUCUGGUGUUGGUGGUGUCUUCGACAAGCAGGUGCUCAAGGCUAUGCAAAAGUCUGAUUCCCCCAGGCCUGCAAUAUUUGCAAUGUCAAAUCCUACAACCAAAGCUGAAUGCACGGCUGCAGACGCAUUCAAAUAUGCAGGAGAAAAUGCGAUUUUUGCUAGUGGGAGCCCAUUUGAAAAUGUUACUUUAGGAAAUGGAAAAGUAGGCUAUGUUAACCAAGCUAAUAACAUGUAUUUAUUUCCUGGGAUUGGGUUAGGGGCUCUUCUGUCAGGUGCUCGUCUUAUUUCAGAUGGGAUGCUUCAAGCAGCAGCAGAAUGCCUUGCCUCUUAUAUUACAGAUGAAGAUAUCAGAAAGGGGAUUCUCUUUCCUUCUAUCUCCAGUAUCAGGCAUAUCACUACCAAAGUUGGAGCAUCUGUUGUGUGCACUGCUGUUGCUGAAGAGCUAGCUGAAGGACAUGAUGAUAUGGAUGUCAAACAGCUGAAGCAGAUGUCAAAGGAAGAGACAGAAGAUUAUGUAGCUCGUAAUAUGUGGUACCCUGUAUAUAGCCCUCUUGUUCAUGAGAAAUAAGUCAACAUCCCAGCUUUCCCUCAUGCGGCUCUUAUAUCAGUCUGGUUUUUUUUCCCUUUGCUUUUACUGGAUAUCUUACAGUCACCCGGUGGAAUACUAGUUUUCUCCUGAGAGGCUGGACGUGAUAUUUACAGAGCUUGUUAUCGAACUUUUAAAGCUUUGGAUGCAAAUAAGCAAAUUUUGACUGUUCAUGUAUGAUGUUAAUCAAAAACAAAAGGUUGAAGGAGACAAAUCACCAUUAAGUGGCUACUUAAAAUGUGAAACACUUUGUAGUAUUGCUUGCAAGAAUAUAUUAUAUUUCAUUUUGCACGUUAUCCUUGA
Molecule: messenger RNA, 2314 nt
Organism: Asparagus officinalis (garden asparagus)
Lineage: Eukaryota; Viridiplantae; Streptophyta; Magnoliopsida; Asparagales; Asparagaceae
Product: NAD-dependent malic enzyme 59 kDa isoform, mitochondrial
Exons: 19
Coding region: 176-1993 (605 amino acids)
Biological process (GO): pyruvate metabolic process; malate metabolic process
Cellular component (GO): mitochondrion
Molecular function (GO): malate dehydrogenase (decarboxylating) (NAD+) activity; NAD binding
Source: RefSeq, a predicted model, not a curated record